GCGGCGGUAAAUAGGAAGCGAAGCAGAUGUGAGUCCGGAUCGAGUUGAACCGCAACAGAACCGGAACAGAACCGGAACCAGCACCGCACUCAACCCUCCCUAUGUCCCACCGGAGCCGCUCCCUGCCCGGCCACCGACACGGAGCUGCCCGUCGCCGGGACCAGGACCGCGGCUGAGAACAUGGAGGAAGACAGUGUGAGCAUAUGGCCGCGCAUGGAGCCCUUCCUACUGGGCGCUCUGCAGGUGGCUCCCUCCUCCAAACUCAGCCUGCACUAUCUGCGUAAGAUGGCGACCUACGUGCGAGCGCGGGACGGCUGCUUCCCGGUGCUGGGCUGGCCCAUGUGGAGGCACAUCGCCUGUGGGAAGCUGCAGCUGCCAGAAGACCUGGCCUGGCUCUACUUUGAGACCUUUGACCUUCUCUCGGGCCACACGGCCGAGGAGAGGCUGGAGCGGGCGGAGUCUCUUUCCCAGUGCGUCUCCAAGAGUGAGCUGGACCAACAGAGGAACAAGUUCACUGUGGACACGCUGCAGUUCCUCCUCUUCCUCUACAUCCAGCAGCUGAACCGUGUGUCUCUGCGCACGUCGCUGAUCGGUGAAGAGUGGCCGAGUCACCGCACCCGCUCCCCCUCCCCCUCCGACCGGGAGGCCAAGACCAGCUCCCAGAACAAGAACUGGGACGACCAGGCUCACCUGUCGUUUGUGCAAAGUCACCUCGGGGAGAUCCUGGAGCUGCUGGUGGAACCGGGACAACUGUCACAAUCUGGACAGGCGCUGAGAGACUGUCAGAUCUCCCUGGAGGCCGUGCGGAGCCUGGGUCUGCUGCUGGAGGGCUCGGCUUCCUGUGGCCGAGCCGUCCAGCCCGUCCACCGGCUCCUGACCAAAGGUCCGGCCCAGACUCAAGCCGGCUACUCCACCCUGAGCCGAUCCUUCUCCCUGCACACGCUGCUCUCCUGCCUCCACCACAGCCUCACCCUCAACCCGUUUGGAAUCACCGCCUGCCUGCGCUCCGGCAAGAAGCUGGCCUGGGCUCAACAAGUGGAGGGGGCCAUGAAGAGAGCCAAAAUAGCCAGGAACACCCACACGGCUCCUCCGGGCAGUAAGAUGGUGCUGAUGUCCCAGGUCUUCAAACAGACUCUCGCUAAAACCUCCGACAAGCUGACGGGCGCCAACAUCAAAAUCCACCGCUGCUCCGACGCCUUCAUCUACCUUCUCUCGCCUCUCAGAUCAGUCAGUCUGGACAAGUGCCGAGACAGCUUAGUGGUCCUGGGUCCCGUGGAGACCAGCGUCCACAUCCACAGCUGCCACAACGUGCGGGUGGUGUGCGUGGCGGGCCGGGUCGCCGUGGGAGCGUCCUCACGUUGUUCUAUCUACGCCCUGACGCCCAACCGCCCGCUGCUCCUGCCGGGAAACACAGACAUCACCCUGGGACCCUUCCACACCUUCUACCCGUCCCUGGAGGAUCACAUGGCCAGUGUGGGACUGGCCGUGGUCCCCAACGUCUGGGACCAACCCCUGCUCCUGGGCACCGAGGGCCUGGUCAACCCGGCGCUCAACACCUCGUCCAACCCGGACCCCGGCUGCUACCGGCUGCUGCCCCCCGCCGAGUUCCACGCGCUGGUGGUGCCGUUCCAGAUGGAGGGCGACACGUGUGAGGUGCCCGGCGGUCUGCCCGCUGCGUAUCAGGAAGCUCUCGAGGAAAAGCAGAAGAGAAUCCAGACCUGGCAGAAGACUGUGAUGGAGGCUCGGCUGAACAAGGAUCAGAAGAGACAGUUCCAGGAGUUGGUGGAAGUCAAGUUCCACGAGUGGCUCCUGGAAACAGGGAACCGGCAGGAGCUGGACAGCCUGAUCCCCCCGACGCUCGCCACGCCACACGAGUCCAACGGGUCUGAGUCCCACACGCUCCGAGUCAACGACACCACACUUAUAAGAAACGGACCGACAGUGGGAGAGUCGCCUAUGGCCUGUUGAGUGACUGGGCUUCUCUCUUCCAGCAGGAGAAUCUUAUUUGUUCAUGAGGGCAACACACAGAGGCCACGUGCAGCGAGCGUCUGUUUGAAUCAAGUGUUACUGUACAGGGAGUUUGUGAUUAUCGCUCCGGCAGCUCUGUGGCUUCUGCAGCAACUUGCAUCUCACUCAGUGUGGAGGAGUGUAAAGCUGGUAAAUGCUGCUUUUCCAGAAAAGGCAGCUGCUGUCGAGUGGAGGAGGGCGUGGAGCGGCAUGUGGUUAAACAACAUGACGAGCACGCGUCUUUUAAAGGGGUGGAGGGGGUGGGGUGUGGAGGUGAAAAACAACAGGCUUAUAAAGGGACAGUUUGAAAAUGUUUGUUUUGACAUUUUAGAGACAGAAAAUCCAAAUUUGGUCCAAUAAGUGUGAGCAGGAGAGGAGGAGACGUGUCCAACAUGUUCUCCUGAAUACUCCUUCAGUGUAAUAAUAUAAUAUUAAUAAUAAUAACUGAAAUCCACUCGCCGCCCUUGGUUUUUGUGUAACCUCAGUAUCGUCACAUGUUUAUAUUAACAGAGAGAAACCUCUCUCUCUCUGCUGCGUGAAGACGAAGUCGUGUUGAUGUUCCUGAAGAACCACGAGCUCCGUCUGAAGCGACUGUUCUUCACAAACUUUGCCCACUUAUGUAAACUACUCACUGUUUUCUUUAAAAUAUAUAUUUUUCCAUUAACAUAUGCAUUGGAAGCUGGAGCAGGUAGAUGUUAAGUAAACUCAGCACUUUUGGAGUCGAGGACGUUAGUGAACCUACAGUUCUGAACUCAGGACAGAGUAUUUUUCUGUGUUGUUAGAAAAGAGAAUUAACGAAGGAAUAUUAACGUAAUUUAUUUUGUGUAGCUGAACCGUCCGGACAGUAGAGGGUAGCUCAACAGUGUCUAGCAUGUUGUGUUUAGGUUAUUAUUAUUUUUUUGGGCCACACCCCAGUUAUUACAUCACUGGCUGAGGUUUGUGCACGAUGAGAACGUGCAGCUUCCUGUCAGCUGGUUUCUGCUCCGUGACUUUUCCUCUCAGUUCUUUGUUGAAACACAACUAGAAGAGCUGGCUCCUGUUUGCCAAGUGAAGCCAAACUCAACAGUCACCAGACGUGCCACUAAUCCUAAAUGUAUGUUUAUUUUUGGAUGAAUUCACCGGUGUUGUUGUGUAUAUUUUAGCAUCAGAGUAAGAUUAUUUUUCAUAAAUCGACCCUCCUUUCUUCACAUUACAAAACCUGCCUCGCUCAUCAUCAUGCUCAACCUAGUUAUUACACAACGGGUCACGUGACCGGGGGAUGAAGGUGGACUUGGUAAAAAAUAUGCACUGUAAAAUAUAGAACUACUGUAAAAAUUCAAAUUGCUGGGACGUGUCUUCAUUUUCAAGAUGAAAGUGAUAACACUGUAAAAUGCCUUAUAUAGAAAAACUGAGUGCUUCACUGUUACUGUACAGAGAACACAACGCAGUUUAAAAGAUUAUAAAUAAAGGU
Messenger RNA from Limanda limanda (common dab), 3457 nucleotides. It is a transcript of the gene tbccd1, whose product is annotated as TBCC domain containing 1. The record is from RefSeq and is a predicted model, not a curated record. Bases 181 to 1968 code for a protein of 595 amino acids. The transcript has 9 exons. Gene Ontology annotation, cellular component: spindle pole centrosome. Gene Ontology annotation, biological process: maintenance of Golgi location; maintenance of centrosome location. NCBI's taxonomy places the organism in Eukaryota, Metazoa, Chordata, Actinopteri, Pleuronectiformes, Pleuronectidae.